Morone saxatilis (striped sea-bass) is the source of this 2483-nucleotide messenger RNA. RefSeq names its product sodium- and chloride-dependent GABA transporter ine. NCBI's taxonomy places the organism in Eukaryota, Metazoa, Chordata, Actinopteri, Moronidae. The record is from RefSeq and is a predicted model, not a curated record. The coding region runs from base 3 to 1790 and encodes 595 amino acids. Gene Ontology annotation, cellular component: membrane. The transcript has 13 exons. Gene Ontology annotation, biological process: sodium ion transmembrane transport.
CCAUGGAGUUUGGGCCCAGAGGAGCGACAGUGGUGACACAGGGAGCAGACAUGGAGGAACAGCUCAACAGACCAACAUGGAGCAGGCAGAUAGAGUUCACCCUGGCUGGCAUCGGCUGCGCUGUGGGUCUGGGCAACGUUUGGAGGUUCCCUUAUCUCUGCUACAGGAGUGGAGGAGGUGCUUUUCUGGUGCCAUACCUGCUCAUGCUGGUGGUGUUGGGGAUCCCUCUGCUCUACAUGGAGCUGACUGUGGGUCAGUACACAAGAAGAGGGCCUGUCCAUGCCCUGGCUAUCGUCUGCCCACUGUUGAAAGGAGUGGGCAUGGCAUCGGUGGCCAUCUCCUUCAUCAUGUGCACCUAUUACAACGUCGUCAUCACCUGGGCCCUCUAUUACCUCUUCAGCUCCUUCCAGGCAACGCUACCGUGGCAGAACUGUAACAAUACCUGGAACACACCAAACUGUACCAACCAUGCCACCAACAGCAGCUACUCCUCCACGGCUAGCCAGGAGUUCUUCAAAUAUAAGAUGCUGGAACAGACUAGUGGAGUAGAGGAAGCAGGAGUGGUCCGGUGGGAGCUUUUCCUUAUUCUCCUUCUGGCUUGGAUCCUCAUUUACUUCUGCAUCUUUAAGGGGGUGAAAUCAACAGGCAAGGUGGUGUACUUCACAGCCCUGUUCCCGUAUAUUAUCCUGAUUGCCCUGCUGAUCAAUAAUGCGCAGCUUCCUGGAGCAAUAGAUGGAAUAACCUUCUUUAUUGUGCCGGAAUGGAACAAGCUGCUCUCAGUGGAGGUGUGGGUGAAUGCUGCAGCUCAGAUCUUCAACUCCAUUGGGAUUGGUUUCGGCUCCCUCUUGGCCAUGUCCAGCUACAAUUCCUUCAACAACAAUGUUCUGAAGGACACCCUGACCAUAUCCAUCAUUAACUCCCUCACCAGUAUCCUGGCAGGGUUUGUCAUUUUCUCUGCCUUUGGCUACAUGUCUCAUCUGCAGGGCAUUCCUGUCAGCAAUCUGGCUGUGGAUGGUCCAGGACUAGUUUACGUUGUUUACCCACAAGCCUUUGCAAACAUGCCAGUGGCUCAACUCUGGGCUGUGAUGUUCUUCUUCAUGCUGCUGUGCCUCGGGCUGGACAGUGAGUUUGCAAUGGUUGAAGUGCUGGUGACCAGUCUCAUGGAUGAAUUCUAUCAAAAUCUGAUCAAAUUCUUCAAGCGGAAGGAACUGUUUGUUCUUGCUGUUUGCGGUGCAGCGUGCCUCCUGGGGAUUCCUUGUGUCAUGCAGGUGGGAAUCUAUGUUUUCCAGCUGAUGGAUCAUUACACUGCCAUAGUGUCCAUCAUGUUUCUUGCAUUCUUUGAGGUUAUAGCCAUCUGUUGGAGUUACGGAGUGACUCGACUUUCAGACAACCUCGAAGAGAUGACUGGAAAGAGAGCAAACAUCUUUUUCAAAGUGUGCUGGCUAAUAAUUGCUCCUGUGCUGAUCACUGUUAUCCUGAUCUUCUCCAUCAUCCAGUUCAAACCAGCUCGCUAUGAGGACUAUGUCUUCCCUCCCUGGGCUCAGGGAGUCGGCUGGGUCAUUGCCAUGGCCUCCAUCAUCUGGAUUCCUUUGGGUGCUGUUCACACAUUGUGGGUGCUCCCUGGCUCAUUCAUGCAGAAACUGAAGCUGUCCAUCACACCAUUCGCGCUGAAUGAAAUGUCAAAGAUGCCGUAUUAUGAGAGGGGAGGGAGAUAUGGAGAUCCAGCCAUAGCUGUAAUCAGUUCCAGCAUCCAUCUACCUGAAAAACCUCGUCUUGAGACAAACUUCUGAUACCUCAUAAUGUUCACCAAGUGACAGACUUCUAAUAAGCUCAAAUCAGUACAUAAAGUAUGCUACAAAAACUAUCUACAUGAUUGUGAAAAUGUGUUGCAGCAUAUCUGCCAUGCAGAUAUAUUAGAUUGACAAUUUUUGUCUAUGAACUUAAUUUGAGAUUUUGUUGAACCUUUGCUUAUUUUAAAAUGUGAUAAGAUGUUGUGGAACGAGUGUUUAGAGAUUAUUAUUGUGUACAUCUGUAAUAAUAUCUGUAAUAAUAUCCGACCAACACGCCCUCUCUUGUGAUAGAGCUCCAAAGGAUAAAGGCGUGGCACUCAGGACUUUACACACACUUCCCUGUGUUCAUUUGUGUUUUUUACUUUGCUAAGGCUGCCAUCUUUUGGUCAUGUCUGCUGAUGCAAUUAUGAGUGGUGAUAUAUCUGAAAUCAGGUACUUAACCAAGUUUUUUUACAUACAUUUUAGCUAAAAAAUGACAAAGAAAGCCACUAUUUAACAAUAAUGGUUCAAGGAGUUGAACGUUUGUAUUGAACAACAUCCUUUAAAAACAUAAACCACUGUGGACCAUUUCAUUGUGUUCUGACUAAUUAGGUCAAAUGCAACAGGACACUGCUGAUAAGUAUAUGGUAGUUCACAGAGGAAUACAUGCGUCAUGCAGCUCUGUGUCAUGUCAUGUAAGGUGUAAUAAAAACC